Messenger RNA from Folsomia candida, 1603 nucleotides. RefSeq lists its product as uncharacterized. The record is from RefSeq and is a predicted model, not a curated record. Gene Ontology annotation, cellular component: membrane. The transcript is spliced from 3 exons. The coding region runs from base 262 to 933 and encodes 223 amino acids. NCBI's taxonomy places the organism in Eukaryota, Metazoa, Arthropoda, Collembola, Entomobryomorpha, Isotomidae.
CAUUUAUUUACCUGUAACCAUAGCAACCCCCUUACACAACAAAGAAAAACUAGUCUAAACCAAACCCCCACUACGUACAUACGUCCACAUGUAGCAAACAACGCUAUAUUCCCUUUCAAUUCUCAAGGUGACUUUUUUACAAUAACAUACGAAACGCUAUUAUCAGUCAGUCAGCCAGUCACUCAGUCAGUGGGACAUGUGUGCAGAAAAUUCGCGAAUCUAACAAAAUUCGCCAAAAUUUUGCAAAUUUUUUCGCUCAACAUGCCGAAACCAUCGCGAAAAUAUGAUCAUCCGCAAGAAUACCAUCGCCACGAGGGGGGCGAUUCUGGGAAAUUGUUCCAUUCUACGGGAAAAUGGGGUGUGAUUUUAAUCCUGUUCUCCGCCGUGGCCACUUCGAUCGCAAUUUUUACGCCGUACUGGUUGCAGAACGAUUACGAGCCGACCUUUUCGAAAAUGGGGUUGUGGAUUAGAUGCGCCGGAGCGGAGGAUUAUUACAGAACGAAUUUUUACAAGUUUGAUCUCACCGGAGAGUGCAGGUGGAUCUUGGUGCCGAAAGAGUAUCCAUUGAUAUUCCUCGGGAUUCAAAUUUUCUACUCUAUCUGUUGGAUCCUCCUCAUGUUGACCACGGUUCGAAUGAUGUCGCCAAUUUUCAAGGCGAAAUGCUGUCCUGGACAAAAUGGAAGUGGACUAAUUCCACUUAAAACGAUUGGAAUCAUGCUGCUUGUUUCGGCCGCCCUCGGCGCCCUGACGCUGCUUCUGUUCGCCGUAUUUGUCGAGAACUGGCGAGGACGCGACAAUUAUCUCUCGUGGUCAUUCGGAGUCGCAAUUAUGGGCGUUUUGAGUGGAAUUCCUGGCGCGAUCUUGCUCCUGAUUGAAUCUCGGAAACAAAUCGUGCCACACCCACAAGAUAGGGCCGAGUCAUACAUUUAUUAAAUGGGCGUGAUUAGUUACCAAAUUUAUUGAUAUAUAUCAGAUCAGUAUAACGAUGAGAAGUAGAAAUUAUGCAAUACACAUGUAACACGAUACAAAAAAAUAUCCAAAUCUGUACCUAAAAUUCAAAUCGACAAAGUUCAAAUGUAUGUAAUGACAUUGCUCUACUAAAUAUUUACCUACAAAUAUUUUGAUUAGUUUGGGAAUUUAAGAACUUACAGAGCACAUGACGAAAUUAAUUUAAUUAUUGUUUUAAGUAGUGUCUCCUUAAUUAUAUACAUAAUAGUUUGAUGCGAUGUGUUUUAACGCUGGUUAUUUAUUGCGUAAAAUGUAACUAAACUUAUGUAUGUAUUUGCAUACAUAUAUCUAUUGUAAAGUCAAUGAUCUUCAUCUACCAGGGUUCACACUACUGCGUGUCAAACUUAUUUGUCAAAUGAUGUAGCUGUUAUAUAGAGGGCAAACUUAUGAACAAAACUAAUUGUGUCACAAAAUAUUUUAAAAAUCAAAAUGUCCAGUCACAUCGACAAUAUAUGUAAAUAUGUAGAUACCUAUAUACAUAUAUGUACAUAUGUGCAUGUAUACAAUAAUAUUUAAGAAUUGCACAAUUCAAGUGAUGGAUACAAUUAGUUUAAAAAAAAUAAACAUAUAUUUUAAAUAGAUAUGAAUUAUAGAG